AUGGAGCCAACAAAGCACCAGAACGUCGCUGGCUCUUCCAGAUCUGAGCCACCCGCACCGAUCUUCACCUCCACAGCUGCCAGCAGCAAGCCUGAAUCAAGAGACGAUCAGCACUACUAUCCACCAUCGAACCGUGAAGUCCCGUCAUCUGAAGCACCAAGUGGUGAAGCUGAGAGGGACCAUCAUCGAUCCAUCACAGAAUUUGUAGCGAGCGGAACAGUCGCACCUACCCAUUUUGGUACCAGAAGAAGGCGCCUACUUCAUCCAGCGUCACAUCCUGCUCUAGCUCCAUCAUCAGAUAAUUUCCCGUUAUCAAGCUCUCACCUUGCCAGAGAGGAAACCCCCGUUUCUUUUGCAGUACACCGUCCUGGGCCUCGCCGCACCCCCAUCGAACGACGUGUCCGCAGACAAGGCCUUGAGCAGCCACAUCAACUUGAGCUUCCUCGAUCGAGUUUUGAGAGUCAUCGCUCUGCUGGCCGCUUUGCCGCCGACGUAGGAAGUCACCCUGAAGAACGUCGUUCACAGGAUCAAGUUCGAAAUCUCAACCAAGAACAAAGUGUCCCCGAUCUUGUAAGGUCGGCAUCUCCUGGAUCUAGAGUCGGAGCGAGAUCUCUAUCAGUCGGCCUCACACUUCCCACCGAGCUAGAGCUUCUUGUCGCGUCUGAGAACUCACAACCUCCACCACCAAUUCCGCCAAGAGCCGCUUCUCGACCGAAUCCAUAUCCAUCUUCCACACCAGCAGUUCCUCCUCGUUCACUUGUUCGAAGGAGAGCAGUUUCGUACAGGAGUAACCCUCCAGGAAUUGCAUCUGCAUCAAGACAAGGAGCGCAUAGAGUCAUAACUACGCCAGUACGGCCGCUUGAAAGCCUUCCAGAAUCUCCACAGAGGCAUCAUUCUCGACCCUCAGGAAGUGACAAUAGUUUUCGCAAAGAGAAUUCGUCUUCUUCACCACUUGCCAGACAAGUAACACCUGCAAGGAAACCACAGAAUCCGGUUACUCCUGAAGCGAGAUCUUUGGGUACUGCUGGCACAGGGUCUUCCGGAACAACUUCUUUCAGCUCAACAAACAACGAGGCUGGUUAUUUGCUGCAGGGACAAGGUCCGAGCCGGGCAGAACAUUCUGCUGCAGAAAGCUUUGGAGCUGUUGGCGAUUUUUCAGCCGGACCACACGUGCGUGGUAUCUCAGGGAGCACAGCCAGUCCGGACUGCGGGACACCUUCCUCGUCGCCUCUUGCUGAUUUUGACUUUGGUUUCGAGAGGGAAGAAGACGAGAGAGUUUCUGGACAAGGUCGCUCCGGCCGCGUUCCACCACCCAAUACACCUGCACCAGCACACCCAAAUUUUGCUAAUUUCAAAUUCUCCUUUGCCAGCCUUGAGAGUGCGCCGCAAGAGGCUCCAGAAGAAACCCGAUCUUCAGAACCUGCACCAGCACACCCAAAUUUCGCUAAUUUCAAGUUCUCCUUUGCAAGCCUUGAGAGUGGGCCGCAAGAGGCUUCAGAAGAAACCGGAUCUACAAAGCCUUCUCUACCAGAACUACCCCCCGCAGGAAUCGGGCGCGGUCCGCGAGGCCUUGCUUCUGCCAUUGCUGAGAAGUGUCGCAAGUUUGAAGUAGAAUCUCCACCGGCACGAGCCAAACAGACCAGCACACAGUCUCAAGUGAGAGCAGUCAGUGACGACGCUGGUCCACGGCUUAGGCUCUCUCCUUCUUCACGAAUUUCUUCAGGUCUUCCCAAAACUGGUACUGAAGAAUCAGCUUUGUCAGAGAUCGCAAAGGGCCAGAGACCCGAGCAGCGAAGUCCAAUGCCAAAUCGUUCUGACUCGUCCGAAGACAUGGAUUUCCUCCAUCCCGAGUCUGCUGCGGCAAUGACCGAACAUCGCCGUGAGGCUGUCCGCAUGGCAAAAAGCCAAGAAGCAGCAGUUGUCGAGAAAUGUAAGCGAUCUGGUGCGGCUGCUCCACCAUACACCUUCGAUGAACUCAUCGGCAAGGGUUCAUUUGGUCGAGUGUACAAGGGACGUCAGACCAGCAGCAACAAAGUCGUUGCCAUCAAAGUCAUCGAUGUAGAUGACACAGAUUUCCGUGCAUUCGGAGACGCAAAGGAUGAGCAGAUCAACGAUUUCAACAAGGAAAUUCGCAUUCUGCGACAGGCACAAGAAUCAGGAGCUCCAAAUUUGAACCAGAUGAUCGAAGCUCUUCCGGUCCAUUCCCAGCUGUGGCUCGUUUGCGAACAUUGUCCAGGUGGAAGCGUGAAGACCCUGAUGCGAGCAACGAAUGACAAGCUUGGAGAGAAAUAUAUCACCGUUGUUGCUAGGGAACUUAGUAAGGCUUUGAAGGGACUUCACGAUGCCGGAAUAAUGCAUCGAGACAUCAAAGCUGCCAAUGUGCUUAUCCACGAAGAAGGGAGCUUGCAACUUUGUGAUUUUGGUGUUGCUACAGUGCUUGACAAGAAGACCGACAAGCGAAGAACGUUUAUAGGGACACUUCACUGGAUGCCACCUGAGCUGUGGGAUAAAGAUCCGGAAUAUUCUGAUGAGGUAACAACCCGACCUUCAUUCAGUGAUGUUUUAGCACAUGAAUAUCUUGCCAACACCGAGGAGACUCACCCGACUCGCAUCCUGAGCGAACUUGUCAAGGUCUACUACAGCUGGCUUUACGGCGGAGGUCAACGAGCAUCUCUUUUUAUGCCUGGUGGUGCAGCUGCAGCCAGUGCACCCGAAUCUUUAACCACAUCCGACGAGGAGUGGAACUUUAGUGCCACCGAUAAUUUCAAGAAACGCAUGUCUAGUGUUCUCAACAUCCCCGACUUCUCUGAUCUCUCAGAAAUGCAAAGCAUGGAGGGCGACUCGACACCGAAAGCCCCGAGAGCUGCUGCUACAGGCGAACUGAGCUCAGAAGAGCAAGCGAAUUUUGAAGAGAGAGUCCGACGAGGAGCCGAUCUCUCGAACAUCUUUGACCCCAACAAACCCAACUACGAGUACGUCACUAAGAAGGAUUUCGUUCCUAUCCAACAGCGACGAGUCUCGGAUCUACCUCUUCGCGCCAUGAGUGAAGAAAGACCAUAUUCUAUUGCUAAUCAAGUCAUCGAUCUUGGUGAGUACGACUCAUCCAACUACGCCUCUGUGUCACAAACCAAAGACGAGAAGAUCAAGCUUGCCGACGCAGCCACCAUCAAAGCCAACCGUGGCAAUUCUAAGCUGUACCUCGAUGUACCUACCUCUGAAACGUCGACGACCAAACCAACAAUGUCUGCCAACAAAGGACUCUCGGCCGCCAAUAUAAGCGCUGAUGCGCUCCUGAAAGAAGGGAAGGGCGCUUAUUUCGUAAAGGAGUAUUAG
Molecule: messenger RNA, 3333 nt
Organism: Endocarpon pusillum Z07020
Lineage: Eukaryota; Fungi; Ascomycota; Eurotiomycetes; Verrucariales; Verrucariaceae
Exons: 8
Coding region: 1-3333 (1110 amino acids)
Biological process (GO): protein phosphorylation
Molecular function (GO): protein kinase activity; ATP binding
Source: RefSeq, a predicted model, not a curated record